CCGCUAUGUAUUUCCAGGCGGUCGCCUCGUGCCUUGCUCUCACUUCGGCCGUUACCGCCCAGCAGAUUUACGAUGUCUGGUCGACAACAUGGGACCGAAGCGACCUGUUCACAUACACCAACCUGAGCCCUAAUCCGAUUGACUUUGUGACACCGGGUGCUACGGGUUCGGCUGACAUAGUUGUGAAUGAUGGCACGGUGUAUCAGGACAUGAUUGGAUUCGGAGCUUCGUUGACCGACGCCUCAGCACAGGUUUUGAGCGAAUUAAAGUCCACCAACUCCGACAAUUAUUGGGAUAUCUUGAAUUAUAUGUUUGAUCCCACAGACGGUGCCGACGCGGCAGGCCUCACGUACAUCCGAGUGCCUCUUGGCGCCUCGGACUUCUCCGCAAACACAUAUAGCUUCGACGAUACGAGUGGGGACACAAACCUCGACGACUUCAACAUUAACAAUGCGCCGUCGUAUCUGUACGAUACACUUAAGGACAUUGUUGGCAUUAACAGCCUGCUCAAAAUCCACAUCUUGCCUUGGUCUCCUCCUGGCUGGAUGAAGGACAGCGGGACGAUGCUCGGUGGCUCGUUCCUUUCGCAAUAUACGGACACCUACGCUAGCUAUCUCCUGAAGUCCCUGCAGGGUUACCAGAGCCUGGGCUUCAGCGUGUACGCCAUCGGCAUCCAGAACGAGCCCCAGAACAGCGACACAACGUACCCGACCUGCUCCAUCUCUGCCUCGCAGGAAGCUGCGAUCGGCACCCAGCUGCGCUCUCUGAUGGAUAGCAAUGGGUUCUCUGACACCAUCAUCAUCGGAUACGAGCACAACUGGAACGACGCUGGAGAGUAUCCCGUCACGCUGAUGCAAGAUGCGGAGAGCGCGUUCGCUGGUGUCUCCUUCCAUUGCUAUGCAGGUAGCGUCAGUGACCAGCAGACGUUCUACAACGCGUACCCGAACAAGAACAUCUACUUCACGGAGUGCACGGGCGAAUUUGGCAGCGACUGGUGGAGUGACAUUAAGUGGUACAUGGACAACAUCUUCAUUGGCUCUCCCAACUAUUACAGCCAGAGUGGGGCGAUGUGGAACCUUGCCCUCAAUGGCCUCGGUGAGCCCAAGCUCCCUGGAACGGACAGCUGUGGGACGCCGUGCCGCCCGAUCGUGACGGUCAACAGCAACGGCACGUACAACUAUAAUCAGGAGUUCUACUCAGCGGCCCAGGCGUCCAAGGCCAUCCUGCCGAAAGACUCUGGAGGUCCCUUUGGCCAGCGCAUUGAGGUAACUGUUAACGGCGACCUCAACUGGGGCCUGAUUGUUAGCGGCUUCGUGACGAACCGUGUCAACUCGAGCGAUUGGCCCCGUUACAGUCUCGUCGUGCUCAACUGGGAUGACCAACCCAAUGGCUCUUGGGAUCCCACUCCCAUCACUGCGACCAUUGAAUUCCGUGGAAUGCAGGCCACUUACACUUUCCCUGUCGGCGUGACUACGCUCUGGUGGUACGGCUCACCCCAGUAAGCUUCCACCAACAUCACCCUUCGACGACGCGCAUAGCGUCUCGAUUACGGGAACGUUGCGUUGUUAUCAUCGCUUACGACCACACUCUUUUCUAUCGGCGCUCUCUUUUGCGGUAUUUAUGAAUGCAUUAGCAGCGCAUAGGCCGCAGGACCAGCUGGACGAGGUCCUAGUGGACCUUGCAGGCUAGGGUUCUACGACACUCUUGCUGCACAUCGCUCGUUGAUCGACCAUGAUUGAUUAUAUACUGGGUUUUUUCGUGGCUCUGGUUGUCUUGUCGUAUGGUGGAAUUGUUGAUCAAUGCAUAUUUUUAAUUGCUCAGUAA
Molecule: messenger RNA, 1824 nt
Organism: Postia placenta MAD-698-R-SB12
Lineage: Eukaryota; Fungi; Basidiomycota; Agaricomycetes; Polyporales; Adustoporiaceae
Product: glycoside hydrolase family 30 protein
Exons: 13
Coding region: 6-1502 (498 amino acids)
Biological process (GO): glucosylceramide catabolic process
Molecular function (GO): glucosylceramidase activity
Source: RefSeq, a predicted model, not a curated record